Molecule: messenger RNA, 1326 nt
Organism: Beauveria bassiana ARSEF 2860
Lineage: Eukaryota; Fungi; Ascomycota; Sordariomycetes; Hypocreales; Cordycipitaceae
Product: zinc finger protein 1
Exons: 4
Coding region: 1-1326 (441 amino acids)
Biological process (GO): regulation of transcription by RNA polymerase II
Molecular function (GO): DNA-binding transcription activator activity, RNA polymerase II-specific; zinc ion binding
Source: RefSeq, a predicted model, not a curated record
AUGUCGUCUGACUCCGGGUCGCCAGGCACGCCAUCGUCGUCCUCCGGAUGCUCCGACGUUGUUGUGACGCGGGCAAAGCGACGCCCGAUCCCGCGCAAAGGUCACACAAAGUCUCGGGGAGGAUGCGCCAACUGCAAGAAGCGCAAGGUCAAGUGCGACGAGGUCACGCCAGCCUGCGGCGCGUGCCGGCGGCUAGGCUAUGACUGCCUCUACUUUGAGAAUAAGCUUCAAGUUCGGGCCCGGCGAGAGGAGCCGCUCAAGGCGCUGAUCAUCAGCCAAACGCCGGCGAAAUCUCUUAGCUGUGACCCGUCGUGGUUCACGAUGCACGAUAUGCGCUUCUUUCAGCACUUUAUCUUUUCUGCAUACCCUUCGCUGCCAUUGGACGGCUGGGAAAUCUGGCGCGAGGUCUCGCAGAUGGCCCAUGAGUACGAUUUUUUGCUUCACGCCAUGCUCGGUUUAGGCGCGUCGCAUCUCUCAAUCAUUACACCAAACAGCUAUACACAAGCGGCGCUGAAGCACCGCGUCACUGCGUUGGAAGGUUUCAAGAAGUUCAUCUCGACUGCUGGCCAAUCGAGAGAGCAUGCAGAUGCCGCAUUUGCGACUGCUCUCGUUCUUACUUUUCAGGCUACUCAAAUGCGAGAUGGACUGAACGACUUUCUAACCAUGAUUCGUGGUUGUAACCUCAUCGGCACACAUGCUAUGGGACAGUACGAGUCGUCACGAUUUCGAACGUUUGAAAAGGAAUUGUAUCUUCGAAGGCUGACCGAAGUGGUCCCCCUCGAUAAGCCGAUUCCGUAUUUCGACGCCGAGGCAAUCAGAGGUUUCAUGGGGAGCCUUGAGAAUCUCGGCCCGCUGUGCCGAAGCAUCGAGGAAUUGCAAUACUUGUCCAUCAUGCGAAGCAUCGCCACCUCGGCCCUACAGAGUCCAAUGAGCGCAUACUAUGAGCAUACGCGCAUAUACGACGUGUUGUGCGAUAUCGACGCGGAACAAUUUCCUGCUUUCAUCGAUGAGUCAAACUACACGGGGCGCCUUCUCAUUAUGCACAUGAUUGUGCUCGACUAUGUGAUGGGCACGACAAUCCUACAGGAACGACGCCACGAGGCCCCAGCUUCAGUGCCUAGAAACGUGUACGACUACAUCAAGAUGAUGCUCCUGACAUGGACGCAGAGAAUACAAGAAAAACUACCAGAGGAAUACAAACCAUACGGUGCAUGGCCUGUGGCUUUUACGCGCCAAUGCAUUGAUGUUGGAGAGAUGAAGCUGCUUGACAGCGGUGGCGACACAGUGAAGCUGGUUGGGGAAACGUUGCGGGAAUUGAUUCUGUAA